UGGUACAUGUUUGGCAAGUUCAAUUCCCCAACCCACCAACUCUACAUAAACCAGUUGUAGCACCAAAAAAAAUUCAGAACCAAUUCUUGAAUAUUUGAGAAAUGGAGACUUCCCUUCAUUUCAUAUCCUUCGCUCAAAAGAACAACAACAACAACAACCUGAGAAAUGCAUCUUUUGGGUCCUAUGUCACACCAGAGGAGCCCAAAGCAGAUGACUCCGAGCUAAGCAUUUUCGAUGCCCAGAAAUACUUCAACGAAAGCAAUGAUCAAAAAGAGAACAACAACAACAGAGUAGUUUCUCUAGCAGAUUUCAAAAAUGCUGAGCAGCAGCAAUGCCAUCCGUCUGCGCUGCCUCGACUCUCCUCGGCUUCGUCGGUUGAUGGGUACCGGAGGAACUACCGAGCUCGCUCCUUCCAUGCCACACCCACUGCUUCAUCCGAAGCCAGCUGGAACAGCCAGACCGGUCUGUUGUCGAACCCACCUGGCUCUGUUCCAGUUUCAUUGAGAAACCUUCCUGGUCAUGAUCAUGAUCAGAGAAGAACACUAUCAUCUACUGCUUCAAAAUGGCUCAAUUUUGGGCGAAAAUGUCCCUGUGCUGGCAAGAAAUCAGUUCAAGUUGAAGAAAAUCUGUCAUCCAGAACCUCAAAUGGUGUUGACAGUUCAUGUACCAAAAGACACAGCCCAAAGUCAGUUGAUCAUCAAAUCUUGGCAGAGAAAAAAGAAUCAAUCAAGUCCCAGAAUAGCUCAAUCCCAUAUGAUCAAUGCUUGGUUAAAGGAUCAUAUGAGAGAGAAAUUCCAAAUCCUGACAGAUUUCAUUUUGCAUCAGAGAUUGCUCAGGAGAGAGUGUUGAGGCCAGGAAGAUCAUUCACUGAAGGUACAGGGGGGUUUUCGUUUCCAAUUCUGAACCCAACUUCUCCAGUGAAAUUGGUACUAAAGGGCUCAUCAGCUCCACCAAUUAGUCCUAAUUUGGAAGACCCACCUCGUGAGUCAUUGGAGGUUUUUCACCCACUAGAUGAAACCAUUCCCAACAAGUCUCAUCCCGGUGGUGCCAGAGACCGUCACAGUUUCGGGUUUCCAGUAAGCCCGACGUCCCGGGUGAGCGCUAUAGACGAUGAUGUUGCCAGCAAUGCAAGCUCAGACUUGUUCGAGAUUGAGAGCUUCUCGACUCAGACCACAGCUUACCCUAUGUAUCGCCGGCGUGAUUCGCUGGACGAAGCAUCCAAUUUCAAUGCAAGAAGGCUGGGAGGAAGUAGUAGUAGUGGUGGGUUGUAUUGCAGGAGGAGUCUGGAUGAGCCCAUGACUCCCUCCAUUGAGCCCACAGAAUGUUAUGAGCCAAGUGAGGCCAGCAUUGACUGGAGUGUGACCACAGCCGAGGGGUUCGACCGAGCAAGUGUCACUAACUUCUCCGUCAGUGCUUCUGAAUUCGAAGACAUCCCGGCUACACGGGGUGUUGUUGGUGGAACAAUCACAAUGUAUGGCAGUCGUGGCGGCGGAGAAUGUGGCAGUGGCGAUGACAGUAAGAGGAGAGGGAAUGGAGGGUUGUUGAGCUGUCGGCACGAGAAGGCGGUGAGCGUGGGGCCGCAGCCGGUGAAAUGUGGGUCAGAGGGACAUAGGAACGCCUCAAAUAUGGCCUUAAGUUCAAAAACAAGGCAUGUGAGUAGUAGGCCACACACAUUCAAUAAGCCACCACUUGCUCAUGCCGGGACUCACGCUCACUCUGCUCGCUUGUCUCUUGCUUUUGCAACAUGAGCUUGAGGGGGAGGGAAUGCAUCUACCGCCACCAGUAAAUGCAGUACAAUACUUGUGGUGUUUUGUAGCGGACCCAAAUUUGUACUUUAGAGACUAGCUUGUGUUCCAUAAUUUUCAAUCCUAUCCUACCAAAAAUACUUUAAUUAACUAGGGAAAAAAAAAAAAAAAACUUUAAUUUGGAGUGAAGUCUAUCCUACCAUGUCUAUGUUUAUGUCUUUGGAGCAAUCUUACCGACAAUCAACCACAUGAGGGGAGUGGGGCUGUCCACACCCUUCUUUAAGGUGGUUGAAUUUUUUUAGAUUUAUGAUGGAUUAUUUUAAUUUAACCAUUUAAAAUGGCCUUUUCAGUUACAAACAA
Cornus florida is the source of this 2105-nucleotide messenger RNA. Its product is annotated as protein PHYTOCHROME KINASE SUBSTRATE 4. The record is from RefSeq and is a predicted model, not a curated record. Gene Ontology annotation, biological process: phototropism. Bases 102 to 1748 code for a protein of 548 amino acids. Lineage: Eukaryota; Viridiplantae; Streptophyta; Magnoliopsida; Cornales; Cornaceae. The transcript has a single exon.